This is a messenger RNA of Malurus melanocephalus (red-backed fairy wren), 8369 nucleotides long. It is a transcript of the gene UNC5C, whose product is annotated as unc-5 netrin receptor C. Bases 89 to 2941 code for a protein of 950 amino acids. The transcript has 17 exons. Gene Ontology annotation, biological process: netrin-activated signaling pathway. The record is from RefSeq and is a predicted model, not a curated record. Gene Ontology annotation, molecular function: netrin receptor activity; protein binding. Gene Ontology annotation, cellular component: membrane. NCBI's taxonomy places the organism in Eukaryota, Metazoa, Chordata, Aves, Passeriformes, Maluridae.
CUCCGCUCCGCGCCCGGAGCUGGGACGGGGCCGGAGAGCGGCACAGGAAAGCUCCGCGGCUCCGCUCUGCUCCCCCGCUGCCCCGAAAAUGGGGAAGGGGCUGGAGGGGACGGCGGCCCGCUGCGGGCUGGGACUGGGAUACCUGCUGCAGACCGUGGUGCUCCCCGCUCUGGCCGUCCUGGGGGCCAGCCGCCCCGGCUCCGCGGCGCAAGAUGAUGACUUUUUUCAUGAGCUUCCGGAAACUUUUCCAUCUGAUCCUCCAGAGCCAUUGCCCCACUUCCUCAUCGAACCAGAAGAGGCUUACAUUGUGAAGAACAAGCCCGUGAACCUGUACUGCAAAGCCAGCCCGGCCACACAGAUCUAUUUUAAGUGCAACAGUGAGUGGGUUCAUCAGAAGGACCAUGUGGUGGACGAGAGAGUAGAUGAAACCUCUGGUCUGAUUGUGAGGGAGGUGAGCAUCGAGAUCUCGCGGCAGCAGGUGGAGGAGCUCUUCGGGCCGGAGGAUUACUGGUGCCAGUGCGUGGCCUGGAGCUCGGCCGGCACCACCAAGAGCCGCAAGGCUUACGUCCGCAUCGCAUAUCUCCGGAAAACUUUUGAGCAGGAGCCCUUGGGGAAGGAAGUGUCCCUGGAGCAAGAGGUCCUGCUGCAAUGCCGUCCCCCUGAGGGCAUCCCGGUAGCUGAGGUGGAGUGGCUGAAGAACGAAGAGGUGAUUGAYCCCGUGGAAGACCGAAAUUUCUACAUCACCAUUGAUCACAACCUGAUCAUCAAGCAAGCCCGGCUCUCUGACACAGCCAACUACACCUGUGUGGCAAAAAACAUCGUGGCCAAGAGRAAGAGCACCACAGCGACUGUGAUAGUCUAUGUGAACGGAGGCUGGUCCACUUGGACYGAGUGGUCAGURUGCAACAGCCGCUGUGGGAGAGGCUUCCAGAAGCGCACGAGGACCUGCACCAACCCUGCCCCGCUCAACGGAGGUGCCUUCUGCGAGGGACAGAGYGUCCAGAAAAUAGCUUGCACCACUCUGUGUCCAGUGGAUGGCAAGUGGACAUCCUGGAGCAAGUGGUCCACCUGUGGCACGGAGUGCACCCACUGGCGCCGGAGGGAGUGCACAGCCCCAGCGCCCAAGAACGGGGGGAAGGACUGCGAGGGGCUGGUGCUGCARUCCAAGAACUGCACUGACGGGCUCUGCAUGCAGGGUUUCAUUUAUCCUAUUUCAACUGAGCAGAGAACCCAGAAUGAAUAUGGAUUUUCUUCUGCCCCUGACUCGGACGAUGUCGCUCUGUACGUGGGGAUCGUCAUCGCCGUGAUCGUGUGCCUGGCUAUUUCCGUGGUCGUGGCCCUGUUUGUCUAUCGCAAGAACCACCGUGACUUUGAGUCRGACAUUAUCGACUCCUCGGCGCUAAAUGGGGGGUUUCAGCCCGUCAACAUCAAGGCUGCAAGGCAAGACCUGCUGGCUGUGCCACCAGACCUCACCUCUGCUGCAGCCAUGUACAGGGGUCCYGUGUACGCCUUGCACGAUGUCUCGGAUAAAAUCCCAAUGACCAACUCUCCAAUCCUGGACCCACUGCCCAACCUGAAGAUCAAGGUUUAUAACAACUCUGGUGCAGUCACUCCCCAGGAUGACCUCUCUGACUUCUCCUCCAAGCUGUCCCCACAGAUGACACAGUCUCUGCUGGAGAAUGAGACCCUGAACGUGAAGAACCAGAGCCUCGCUCGGCAAACUGAUCCAUCCUGCACUGCCUUUGGGACCUUCAACUCCUUGGGAGGCCACCUAGUAAUUCCCAAUUCAGGAGUGAGCUUGCUGAUCCCAGCGGGAGCCGUUCCACAAGGGAGAGUCUAUGAAAUGUAUCUGACAGUUCACAGGAAAGAGAAUAUGAGACCACCUGUAGAAGACAGCCAGACCCUGCUGACCCCGGUGGUGAGCUGUGGCCCGCCAGGCGCGCUGCUGACCCGGCCCGUCAUUUUAACCAUGCACCACUGCGCAGAGCCCAACACGGACGACUGGCAGAUCCAGCUGAAGCACCAGGCUGCCCAGGGACCAUGGGAGGACGUGGUGGUGGUCGGAGAGGAAAACUUCACCACCCCGUGCUACAUCCAGCUGGACCCGGAGGCCUGUCACAUUCUGACAGAAACCCUCAGCACCUACGCCUUGGUGGGACAGUCAAUCACCAAGGCAGCAGCCAAACGUCUCAAACUGGCCAUCUUUGGACCGCUGUCCUGCUCCUCGCUGGAGUACAGCAUCCGGGUCUACUGCCUCGAUGACACACAGGACGCUCUUAAGGAGGUSCUCCAGCUUGAGCAGCAGAUGGGUGGGCAGCUUUUGGAGGAGCCCAAAGCUUUGCAUUUUAAGGGAAGCACCCACAACCUCCGCCUGUCCAUCCAUGACAUUGCCCAUUCUCUCUGGAAGAGCAAGCUGCUGGCUAAAUACCAGGAGAUUCCCUUCUACCACAUCUGGAGUGGAUGUCAGAGGAACCUGCACUGCACCUUCACGCUGGAAAGGUUCAGUCUGAACACCCAGGAGCUGGUGUGCAAACUCUGUGUGCGGCAGGUUGAAGGAGAAGGACAGAUUUUCCAACUCAACUGCUCUGUCUCAGAGGAACCUACUGGCAUCGAUUAUCCUGCCAUGGACUCCGCAGGCACCAUCACCACCAUCGUGGGGCCCAGUGCAUUCAGCAUCCCGCUGCCCAUCAGGCAGAAGCUGUGCAGCAGCCUGGACGCUCCCCAGACCAGAGGCCAYGACUGGCGGAUGCUGGCCCACAAGCUGAAACUGGACAGAUACUUAAAUUAUUUUGCGACGAAAUCAAGCCCCACYGGGGUGAUCCUGGAUCUCUGGGAAGCCCAGAACUUCCCUGAUGGCAACCUGAGCAUGCUGGCGGCAGUUCUGGAGGAAAUGGGAAGACACGAGACGGUUGUUUCUUUGGCAGCAGAAGGGAAUUACUGACGCAGCCUUGGCAUGAGGAAGGACAGACGCGGGCAGCGGUGACGCCUGCUAUUGCAAACGAGAAUUGAAAUGAAAACCCAGACCAAUGAGAUACUCAAGAGACAUUUCAGAGAAGAAAGCAAGCAAGCAAACAAACACAAAACAAAACCAAUCAGCCCUGACCUUCACACGUGCUCUCCUUGUACAUUAUCACAGGAUCAGAAAGAAAUCACGCAAAGUUGUACCUUGAAAAUAUAAAUCAACCUAAUGUUCCUCUCGGCUUGGCUGUACACUGCUUGGUACAGGUUUUUACAGUUUCCUAGGAAACGCUUUUUAUUGCUAUCCAGAUAUAUGGAUAAACUUUCUUAACAAUCCCGAUUUCUAUGGAUGUUGUUUACAUCAGAUUCUGGACAGGGGUAAGGAGACUGUCCAUGGCUCUUUAUAUUUUUUGUUUAAAGCCAUUCUAGACAAGGCUGUGGACAGUUGGUUGUGGCUAUUUCAGCUUAUUGGUUUCUGGUGAAUUGAGAUUUUGGCUACAAUUCUGCACGUUGGUUGUCUCACAGUGAUCCUCCUGUCAUUGUUCUGUUUCCUAGACCUACUUGUAAAAAAAGAAACAAACCAAGAAAAUCAGGGUGUGCAUCUGGAAAGCAGGUACUCUGGCUGAUAAGCAGGAACACACAAAAUGUUCCCUUUCUUCCCCGAGACAGUUCCCAUGAGCCUUUGUGGAGAAUAACUCUACGCCAGUGGGGAAUGAAGGAUCUGAGUCAAUUUUCAAUUCACACCCUUUCUACCCCUUUGCUGUAUGAGGGGCCAGAUAUGCAAUUCAGAGUGGUUGGAGGGGAGGGGGAGAAACCCAGAAAAAAUAUAAAAGAGAAGUUGCUAUGGUAGUUACUGAUUAGUGUCUAGUGCAAGGAUUAUAAUGACUAUUAUUAUUGCCAUUAUUACUUUAUUUCUAAUUUUGUCAGCAGCAGAAUGAGUAAUUUCUGGUUUUAUGGAACCUGUUGUCCCCUCCCUGAAGGUCUGUUAGCUCCCCAGAGAGCUGCAGGUCUCACUGAAACCCUCCACCUGCAGUAAUGUUGGCCACGGCCAGGGCUACUGACAGCCCAGCCCUCUGCUGGGUCUCUUCUGUGUGACAUCUGCACUUGGUGGCUCUCCAAAGAUAUUCCCAGACUUUGAUGCUGCCAGGGAAGCCUGUGUGGUGUGGGCCAGUGUGAGGCAGUGGAGUGGGGAAGCUGAAACCCCGUGAGCCACAGUUUGCUGCCUUUGCUGCUCCUGCCACCACCUGCCUCACUGGCUGGCCAGGGAACACUCGUCCCUCUACUGCCAYGUUCCUCUUGGCCACCAUCAAACAGGCGAGGUGGGAGCUUUGCAAAAGGAGCAAAUUAAAAUGCAUUACUUCAAACGUGUUUUAUGUUCUGCUCAGUGCAGAUUCUGAUUUUUCUGCACAUGGCAGUGCACAGGACACACUGCAGUGGUCUCACUGCCUGACUUGCCUGUCCUCUGCACAGAAAGGCUUUCUUCCCUGAGCUGUCCACUCCAGCCAGGCCCUGUCAGUGCUGCUGUGUGCACACCCCUGCCCACGUGUGCAUUACCAUUCCACACGCUCCCUGACACCCGAGUUCGCUUCUUCCCUUUUGUUGUUUUGGUUUUGCUUUCCCCAAGGCUCUCCAGAUCGUGCCUUUGAAGGCAACUUUUGAAAAUGUCAUUGGUCGAAAUGAAAAGAAAAUUCCAUCUGACCUUUUUUCUCCAUUUGACAUUUCCAUAGGCUUGGCACCUUUUUCCUUUUAAUUUCUCAACUCCCUGACCAGUGAGUAAGGCUUUGACUGACUGCCGGGCAGCAAGAGCAAAAAGGUUCCCUUCCUUUGUAAGGGGGCAGUUUGCAAACCAGCAUUUCAGYGCAAACUGGAGAGAAGAGGACAGGCUUUGUAACUUUCAACAUCUGUGUGCAUUUUUCUUGUGUAAGCCCCACCUUCUCUUAAAAGUAGAAAUGCCAAGGGCACCCCUUCAGCAGCCUUCAUCUUCUCUUUCACUUGGGCCAUCAGAUGAAGCCCACCACUSUGCUCAUCGAAAUUUUGCUUUCAGCUUCAGGAGGUUUGGACUGCAGCUUCCAGCUCUGCCCUUUCUCCACAGCUUUUAGUCACUAAGAGCACUAAAAUGUCUCUUUAAUACAAGUCUCUGCUUUUGUCCCUCCCGUGCCAUCUUCAGGUGUAAUGAGUUGUAUUCAGUUUGUGCUUCUUCACCUCUCCCAUGUGUCAUUCCUGUUUGACACCCCUUCCAGGGCGGGUGCAGGAGUUGAGCUGUCCUUCAGCCCUUUGGCCUUUYUGUGUUGGCUGAUCCCCAGGCUCGCUGGUGCUCCCCAGCUCCCAGCUUUCCCAGGGGGGCUCCUGUGUACUCUUGUCACCAGGAUCAGGGUCCCAGCAGAACCUGGGAGGUCUGGCAGGGCAAGGACAAGCAGGAGAAAGUUCCUCCAGAGCCACAGCUCACCCCAGCAGCUCCCCUGCGUUAAUUUUGUUCCGUUUUCUCUUUUUCUGUGGGGAAUGGCAGUGGCAGGGUGGGCACUGCGGGAAAGGGCUCAGGCUGGUGGCAUCCAGCACUCAGCAUCCCCAUCCUGCUGCCCCGAGGAGAGAGAGCGGGAAGCACGGGCAGCCAGAUGGGCUCAGGAUGUUAUUUUUGGUGGGAGAAAGCCCAGCAGCAGUCCCUCCUCCGCCUGGAUUGCAUGGACACAGUGCCAUCUCGUGGGGCUGAGCCCCGGCUCCACCGUGCGGCGAAAUGCUUCCUGUGGGGUGGCUGUGACAAAGGCGUUGGGCAGGCAGAAGUGACUCUUAGAACUUGUAACAUUUUWUGUCAGGUAAGCGCAUCUGCUUCGAGAGAAAAAGAAAAGGCUGCAGGCUUCUUAUCCUCAAUUACAAUUUUUUAAGAAGCUUUUCCUUUUAGUUGCUCACCUUUGGCUCUGUACUGGAGCAGCWUUGCUGCUCUUCACAUCAUCUCUUCAUUACAUAUUGGUCGCUAGCGCUAUAAAUAGUAUAUAUAUUAUAUAAAUAUAUAUAAAAUAUCUACUGACUUCAAGGAAAACCGUUCAUUUCCGAGUAAGAAACAUUUAUUGGAGGCAGUCCUUUUCACCUUAUUUGUUUUUCUUCAGUUCUUUCUUGUGUUGUGUUCUCGUAAAGGUGACUGUCAGUGUAUAGGGUAAGUUUGGGGUUUGGUUGGGUUUUUUUCUUUUUUAAAUUUAUAUCAUACCUGAUCCACUGUGUCUCGCUAAACAGCACAAGACCUAAGUGCUGUUCUAGUGGAUCUUGAAAAUUUUGCAGCAGUGAAGGUCUCUCCAGCCAAGAUUUGCUUUAAUGGGAGACCAAGAUUUUUUUUUUUUUCUGUCUCGCUGGCAGAAAUGCAGACACUCGUGAGACAUGUUGGAGUCUGCCAUACCCACAGAGCAAAACAYGUCUGUUCCUUGGGUUCCUCGCUAUUUCUGUUGCUUACAUAUAGAAUAAAUGUAUUUACAUGCUGUAAGCCCAUCAUUGUGGACAGUGUCCUAAUGUCUUGUAUUGCUACCUACAAUAGUUUCUUUUUUGUUCUCCUUUUUCUUCUUUUUUGGGGGGCAGAGGGCAUGGGGAAGGGAGGGGUGGGGGGCCCUUAAACCAUUGUAUGCUCCACCAAGUAGUUACCACAGCUCUGGGGUUAAUUUUAAACAUGAUGKUACUGUUGAGGUUGGCUUGAUGGAUUUUUUGUUUUAAUCUCAUGUCCAGUGCACUUUGUAAACAAUCCUGCUGAGUGUUCAGAAGUCUUUUCAGGUGUUACCUUGGCUCUCAUCUGGCCAUGAAUUAACUCACUGUUUGCAGGCUUGCUUGGUAUCAGGUGGUUUGUGAAUGGAAAACAAACCUUUGUUCCUUCUCCCACAAGGASUCCAAUGAGUUAUGAUUUUGGGUCACCACUGUAAUCCAUUCCUAGCUUGUGUGGGAAGCCUUAAGGUGAUAAAACAAGUUGCACUGCAGACUUUUAAAUGCUGAAGCCUGUAUGACAGACAUCCUUUGAAGUGGGACUUGAACAGAAAUGUGGAGUAAGUGUAAGAGUGUACACACAGACAAAGAGGAGAAAACAGAACACUACUCACGAAAGCUUUAGCUCUCAUGUUAGCUAUGGGCAUCCUCUCAUUUUACCAACUUUUGCAUGGGAAGGUAAAGGUCAAAACUCAGUGUUGUACCACCACUGCAAGGUCAAUAGGCAGUAUGGCAGAAGCCAACUGACUAGCAAGUGACUGGAAUUGAACUAAAGCCACAGGAAUGCCCUCAAGUCUGGUAGGUCAGGCUCCUUGCUUGAAUAGGAGCAUUUAGUUUAUUUACUUACUUGUCCUUUAAACUUGACACCUGAAAUCUGAAAAUCUCUUUUUCUGAAAGUCCUUUGAUAAACUGCCUGUACAAAAAAAGCAACAAUAACCCAGAGUUCCCACAAAUUUCCAUCCCAGAUAGGCAUUUCGCAUUUUCUGUGAUGCUGGUKAAAUGUGUUUAUUUGUGGUUCAGUCUCUUUGACAGCUCACAAAGACAUAAAUUGCUAUAUGUGCUGCACCCUGGGCCWGCCCUCUUGUCCCAAAGCAUCCCAAGGCAGGAGAACCUUCAGGAUGCCUUUGGGAAGCAGGAUGUGAGCGGGUAGGACCCUCCUGCAGUGGUGGUGGGACAAGAGUCCUGAGAUGAGAGAAAAGCUCGCACGGGCCCCAGAGCUUCWUAGGCUGCUGCCAGCUGGCUCUGGCCACUGCUUGCCAAUAAAUUUGGAGCUUGCACAAUACAAAAAAAMCCCCAAAAUUGCUCUGCAAAGUAAACAAAAUUAGGAGAGCCAAAACAAUCUCUUCCCCAUAGAGCUUUCAAGGUACCUUGCAAAAACACCCGAGCCGAGAGCCAGUAACCUACUUUGAAGCAGGGUGUGUGACAGAGCUGAGACAGAGAAGUCAUGGCAUUGCUGUUGUCACACAGCCAUGUGGUAGACUCUUUUUGCUAACACAUCUUCUGUUAUUGUUUCAAAAAAAAAAAAAAAAAAAAAAAAAAGAGGGUAUCUUUCCAAAGCAAAGGAGGGCCCGUAGGAAAUGAAAGAUCUGUGCCACCCAGGUGUAUCCCUUCUCUUCCCAUGUCACAGCUCUACCAGGGUUCGUGGGUUUUGUUUUCUUUGCUAUUCACAUCUGGAGAACCCUUUUGGUUUUGAUUUCCCUAUUGCUGUAUCUUCUAUGCAAUUCCUUUUCUAAAGACUGACUUACUACAGGAGAAGUUCUAGCCAUUGCAUUAUUUGUAUUGCUGUACAGUGGAGGUGUGGUUUACUAGUUCUGAGUGUGCCUCUUAUCCCCCUCCCUUUUUCUCCUUCCCUCUGUUUGUAAAUGCCUGCAUUUAUUCUGUCAGCCUGACAUGUAUAAAGUGUAAGAAAGAAUUUUUAAACAGGUAAUAAAUUAUAUUUAUAAGCAACUGGAAAA